This is a messenger RNA of Puccinia graminis f. sp. tritici CRL 75-36-700-3, 651 nucleotides long. RefSeq lists its product as uncharacterized. The transcript has 3 exons. The record is from RefSeq and is a predicted model, not a curated record. NCBI's taxonomy places the organism in Eukaryota, Fungi, Basidiomycota, Pucciniomycetes, Pucciniales, Pucciniaceae. The coding region runs from base 1 to 651 and encodes 216 amino acids.
AUGCCAGCAUCGAAGAAAAAGAAAGCGGAUCCGUGUGAUGAUUGGGAGGAACAAGACUACGAUAGUCCGACCAACGAUUCAGGCCCGAGUCCUACCUCUGAUCGCCCUUCUCCAUCAAACGCGCUGCCAUCCAAUCAUCAGCCUGUCUCCUCUUCAUCUAACAUUCAUUCAGAUGCCCCUCCUGAUCCAAUCGAAAUCGAAAACUCUCUUGUGUGGAAUAAUGCAAAUCGGAACCCUCAGUAUGUGAUCCUUCCUGCCAAUGCAGCACAUUCAGCGGUCACAGCCAACCGCCCAUUAGUUCAGGAGACGAUGUUUGGGAAGGCCAAAGUGACGAUUCUGAAGCGACCGAAAGCCGAAUCUACGAACAGGUCAUCGAACAAUUCGAAUUCCUCUUCGUCUUCAAACCUGAGUAUCAGUUUACGAGAGAAGGCGUAUUCGGAAGCCCGGGAGAGGAUCUUUGGUUCAUCUGCCUCCAGCUCCGAUGACCAGUCGCCUUCCAAGCCACCCAACAAGCUCAAACCAACCCCUCCUCGGAUCUCACGCGAUCCUUCCUCCCAAGCCAAUCCCGUCGCAAUUCAACGUCAACCCAAUGGUCCUGCAUCCUCAGAUCAGAAAGGCUUCAAUUCUCGUCAAAAAUCCAUUCCCACCUGA